AUGGAUCCUCUUAGCAUCACCAGCGCCUCAGUCGCGUUGGCUGCCACUGUCUACAGAUGCGCGAUUGAGGUCAAAAGUAUCGUUGGCACGAUCGCCGACGCAGCCGACUCGCUAUCAGAUCUAGCCGAAGAGGCUCAACUAAUUCAGGAAGCACUCCAGGGUGUCGAGGUUGCCUUGCAGGACAAUCAAGAAGCAAUCUCUCAAUGCAAGAUUGAAGAGGUUUUCUCGAUUGCAGUCAAGGGCUGUCGCGCGACGUUGGCGUGCAUCAAGCAGGAGUUUGAGCUUCUUCUUAAUCGGCACGAUUGGAGAGCUCGUUUCAUGCUGUUAUGGAAAAGUUCAGUACGAGAGGUUCAAGCCCUGGUCGGCAAGAAACAAAGUGCUUUGACCGUUGCGAAAGAGGACAUAAGGUCUCUCAUACCGACCUACUGGACUUGCCGUGAUACAAUCCUUGGCUGCCUUGACAAGGAAACAGCCAACGACAUCUAUGUGGAAUGGGGGAACCGGGACAGCAAAAUGAGUGUAACUGAGUUUGACUUUGACUACGAGCUCAUCAACACACGAGCUUAUCGUCGAGCUCUUGCUCAAGCACAAACCAGAAGCAAGCGGGAGCUACCAUACAGAGACCUUGACGACUCUCCAGGCCGAAAACCUAACGCUGGGAUCAUAGAGCCGGUUAAUGAUCUCAUCGACUUGAGUUAUGAGCCGACCCAACAAGGUGCUUCAAUGUCGCCACAUAUGCCCUACAAGUCAUAUAUAGACCUAACGGGUCUGCGGUUCCUACCGAGAACUGCGGAUAGAGGGGUAGAUAGUUCCGAAACCCUUGACAGCUGUAAAACUGCCGAACCAGCAGACAUUGGAGAAUCCGACAUGUCACCAGAUUCUGGAGAUCAAGAUUUAGAAAAUCGGACCGCUUUACUCGAGGAAUACGUCGAAGGUAGAAAAGACGAGAGUCUUCCCAUCGGGGGUCGCCCUACCGCGCGUGUACGCUUGGCGUAUAAGAGGGAAGUAGUCGAUAUAAAAGACCAUCCUGAGGUCACAGAAAUCAACCGUGUUGACCGAGCCUUUGGCAUAGGUUCGGAUGAGCCACUCGACAGCAGCCUCGUUGGAAGCCUCCAAGCCCCAAACAUUCGAGAGUCUAAUCUACAAAAGAGCCUGGCUGCCCUUGAAGCGAAGCAUGGUCAUGCACAACGACGAUGGGCUAGCCCACGAGGAUCCGUCGAGAUGUUGGAUGAAAUAUGGAAAGACACCGUGACAACGAAGGUACCAGCCAAGAAGAAAGCGAACCAUUCGAAGUAUCAAUCCUUUGAGUCAAGAUCUACACCUGAGGAUGACAUGAGACAUCGGAGAACAAGCAUUGUCAGACAAAAACGUCCCAAAGUUAAACAAAACGAGCGAAGCAAAAGCACCGAUUCCACUCAAGUCAGCCCAGGUACACCGCCAAAGGCAAACAACUCUCGAUUUCUCAAAACUGUUGGAGAUCUCAACAAGGGCGCCGACCCACUGAAGCAGAAGCCUCUAGUUUACAGCUAA
Messenger RNA from Fusarium tjaetaba, 1530 nucleotides. RefSeq lists its product as uncharacterized. The transcript has 4 exons. Bases 1 to 1530 code for a protein of 509 amino acids. The record is from RefSeq and is a predicted model, not a curated record. NCBI's taxonomy places the organism in Eukaryota, Fungi, Ascomycota, Sordariomycetes, Hypocreales, Nectriaceae.